Molecule: messenger RNA, 2277 nt
Organism: Coregonus clupeaformis (lake whitefish)
Lineage: Eukaryota; Metazoa; Chordata; Actinopteri; Salmoniformes; Salmonidae
Product: bone morphogenetic protein 7-like
Exons: 7
Coding region: 489-1769 (426 amino acids)
Biological process (GO): SMAD protein signal transduction
Cellular component (GO): extracellular region
Molecular function (GO): cytokine activity; growth factor activity
Source: RefSeq, a predicted model, not a curated record
CAGACACACACACUGCAGACACACAUUCAACCUGUGGAAUUGGGGAAACUUCAAGUUAAGGGGUUAUGUCUUCUACGCAACUUUGGAAAAUAUUGUAUUUAAGAGUUAAAUACAUACACUAAAGUAAAAUGGUUUCUUUCAGAGUUAUUAUAUUUUUACCAUAAAACCUGGCAUAUAACUUUUACAUUUGACUGGGUCUGACUUGGAUUUACCGAAGCGUUCAGAAGUUGUUGUACAUGCUGCCUUUGACGCAGAAAGCCGAGCUGUGGACUUGGAGACUUUUCAGAAUCAGAAAUUAUGAAGACCAAUUUUACGAACAUUUUUUGUUGGAUAAUAUUGCAUAAUGCGUGAAUGAUUUUCGAUUUCUUUCAAAGUAGGCCUAGCUGCUUUAGCUUUCAGUGAGAACAAGGAGCUCAUUUGGAGAAAACAAAAUUGAAAUUUAUUGAAACCGCACUUCAGGGACACGCUUUCUACAAACUGGACAUACAAUGACAAGCUGUUGGUUUGCCUUUGUGGGUUUGUGGUGGAGCGCUUAUUGCAUGUUCCUUAUUGCAGGUAGCAAUUAUUUAUUCGAUGGGAACAACGAGGUGCACCCGAGUUUCAUUCACCGGCGGUUGCGGACUCACGAAAAGAGAGAGAUGCAGAAGGAGAUCCUCUCCAUCCUUGGACUUCCACACAGACCCAGACCGCAUCUGUCACAUGGAAAGUACAACUCCGCUCCGCUCUUCAUGCUGGAUCUUUACAAUACGAUAUCAAGCGAGGAGAAAAACGAAGUGGAGGGCAUGUUGGAACAGUCCCAGUCCAUGUACACCACCCAAGGUCCUCCUUUGGCAACAUAUCAGGAGAAUGCCUUCCUAAAUGACGCCGACAUGGUGAUGAGCUUCGUCAAUUUGGUGGAGGCCGAUAGAGAGAUGUCGCCACACAGACUGCACCACAAGGAGUUCAAGUUCAACCUGUCCCAGAUCCCUGAGGGAGAGGCCGUCACCGCUUCCGAGUUCCGCCUCUACAAGGAGUGUGUGAGCCGGACCUUCCGCAACGAGACCCUCCUGCUCAACGUCUACCAAGUGGUACAGGAGCACCCCAACAGGGAAGCAGACCUGUUCCUGCUGGAGUCUAGCAGGCUGUGGGCAGCCGAGGAGGGCUGGCUGGAGUUUGACAUCACAGCCACCAGUAACCUGUGGGUGAUGAGUCCCCACAACAACAUGGGCCUCCAGAUCAGAGUGGAGACCAGCAGCGGGCGGAGCAUUAGCUCCAAGGAGGCGGGGCUAGUUGGGCGUGACGGAGCGCUGGAGAAGCAGCCCUUCAUGGUGGCCUUCUUCAAAGUCAGCGAGGUGCACAUCCGCACCGCCCGCUCCACCAACAAGCGCAACAAGAACCGCAACCGCCCCACCCAGCCCCAGGAAGGAGGCUCCAGGGGCCCAAGCCCAGCAGAAUACAACAGCAGUGACCAGAAGACGGCCUGUAGGAGACAUGAGCUCUACGUCAGCUUCCGGGAGCUGGGCUGGCAGGACUGGAUCAUUGCACCUGAGGGCUACGCAGCCAACUACUGUGACGGAGAGUGCUCCUUCCCCCUCAACGCCCAUAUGAAUGCCACCAACCAUGCCAUUGUGCAGACACUGGUCCACCUCAUGAACCCGGAGAACGUACCCAAGCCCUGCUGCGCACCCACCAAGCUGCACGCCAUCUCCGUGCUCUACUUCGAUGACAACUCCAACGUCAUCCUGAAGAAGUACAAGAACAUGGUGGUGAGGGCCUGUGGCUGCCACUGACAACCGCCAAACUGCCGCGUCAUCAUGGUCACCUGCUCAUGUCAAAGGUCACAGCGGAGACUGUGUGCACACGACAUCCUGGGCCUGCCUGUUUGUGAGUGGGUGUUGUGUGUGUGUACUACCCUCUCCUCUCCCGUACUCAGGGCGAGGGCGGAACUGAUAAUAGACCAGACCAACGUGCUGCUUCCCCCCCCUCCCCUCCUCUCAAAACUAAGUGGUGUUCAAGUUCUCAGACAGCUAAUGGCUCAUUACAGCAAAACAACUCGAUGGCAUCGGGGAAUUGACUCAAUGUUAUCUCAACUGUUACAUGACGUCAGAUGUAGUCAAAUGACACAAAACAUGUAGAAAUCCUUUUAUAGGACCGCAGGGGAAAAGCAUUAGCCUAACUACACCAUUUUUAAUAGAGAUGUAUAUUGUGUGACUAACCAAAGCCUGAUUUUAACAUGAACAAUCUGCUGAAAUAUUCAUGAAAUCUAUGCCACAAUACAUUACAGUUAAUGUAAAGAGA